Messenger RNA from Seminavis robusta, 735 nucleotides. NCBI's taxonomy places the organism in Eukaryota, Bacillariophyta, Bacillariophyceae, Naviculales, Naviculaceae. The record is from the annotation of a GenBank genome assembly.
AUGGACAUCGACGGCGAGGGGCUCUUGUUGGAGCGAGUGUUGGAAUGGAUGAUAAUCGGUUUGGUAGGGUCCAUCAUUGUUUCGGCUUGGCUCUUGAUUCCUCCCAUUCUGCGGCCCACAGUCAUUGCGUACCCAUGGAGAAUGCCAGAAUCGUACUCGUAUCGUGAGCGAGACAAGACCCGGACUGUAGUGCUAGCUGGUUCCUUUAACCCUCCCCACUUUGGGCACCUGGCCAUGCUUGAAUAUCUUUCCAAGAGGUACAAGCAAGUCAUUGUUGUAAUCGGGAUAAAUCCGAACAAGAUCUAUGCGGUAACACCUGCUCAGAGAGUGGAACUACUGCGCAAAAUGCUACAGGUGAAGAAGCUCGAUAAGAAUAUUCGCGUAGAAGUCUACGCUGGCUAUAUCUGGAGAUAUGCAAGGCAGCAAGGGGCAACAAUAUUCUUUCGGGGAAUUCGUAGUUGGGAAAGGGACGGAAAAGAAGAACGGAGUCUGCAAAUACUUAACACUUGGGGCCCACUCGUUUGUGGACCGUUUGUUUGGCCAUUGCCGACAAUUUUCCUUGAAGGAAAGCCAGAAUACAACCAUAUAUCUUCCACUUUAAUUCGAGAUCUUACCAAGGAUAUGGCAGGCACAGAGUCUGAGCACGUGGAACAGUCCUUACAGGAUCUGGUGCCACCCGAAGUGGCCAAGGAAUUGUCGGAACUGUACUCCAAAGAAGCCAAGAAAGCAAGCUAA